Molecule: messenger RNA, 876 nt
Organism: Corapipo altera (White-ruffed manakin)
Lineage: Eukaryota; Metazoa; Chordata; Aves; Passeriformes; Pipridae
Product: glycine-rich cell wall structural protein 2-like
Exons: 2
Coding region: 1-876 (291 amino acids)
Source: RefSeq, a predicted model, not a curated record
AUGCCCGGGGAGGUGCCGCCGCCGGCGCCCCGGGGGCUGCGGAGCCUCCCGGUGCCGCUCCUGCUCCUGCUGCUGCUGCUCAGCGCCCGCACCGCGCUGGUGAGUGCGGGGGCACCGGCGGGGAGGGGGCCAGGGGGCACCGGGAGGGGGCAUCGGCACCGGGAGGGGGUCGGAGGGGGGAUUGGCAUCGGCACCGGGAGGGGGGUGAGGCGGGAUCGACACCGGCACCGAUCGGGCGGGGGGCACCGGGCGGGGGACGAGGGGGCAGCGGGGAUCGCUGCGGGAGGGGGGUGGGAUGGGAGCGGGAUCGGCACCGGGAGAGGGUCAGAGGGGAUCGGCGCUGGCUCCGGGAGAGGGAUGAGGUGGGAUUGGCACCGGCACCGAGAGGGGGUCGAGGGGGCACCGGCACCGGACGAGGGAAUCGGCACCGGCACCGGGCGGAGGGCGAGGGGGGCUCGGCAUCGGCACCGGGAGCGGGGUGAGGUGGGAUCGGCACCAGCGAGGGAGGGGGCGCGACCGGCACCGCACGGGGGUCAACGGGAAUCGGCAUCGGGAGUGAAACCGGGAGGGGAGCGGCCCCGGCCCCGGGCGGGGGCUCAGCGGGGACCGGCACCGGCAUCGCGUGUGCAUCGGGACCGGCAGGAAAAGGGGGGUGUGGAGCGGGACCGGCAUCGUGCACGGGCUGGCACCGGGGAGCUGGGAGCGGCAUCGGCACCGAGCGGGCAUCGGCAGCGGACGGGGGGCACCGGGCUGGGGGCGUGGGGGGACCGGCACCGUGCGGGGGGCACCGGCACCGUGCGGGCCAGAGUGUUCCCCCCAAUGGAUGUUAUCAAAUCAGGAUACGAGGAGGCCAAGCAGGAGUGGGAGAAGAACUGA